AGUAUUGGUUCUUCGCGCACUUGUGCACCAAUCAACUAUACAAGAAUGAUUUUUCUUUUCCAUUGUGGGAGAAACAUUGUGGAAAUUUCCCAAACAUCAUAUUUCUACUUCUAACCAGUCGAGGACCGAGUCAAAGCCUUUCAGUUUCCAUGGAGCCUUUAUUAGGGUACAGAACGGACACUUACAGGAAUGUAUACAAAGUCCAAUGAAGAGGAGUACAGGUAAUAAACAUGACAGAGGACGAUUUAUGGCAUGCACUAAUCGACUCUGAUUACCUCAAGGAAAAGAAUCUAAUUGAUAGUGAUGAAUGGAAGGAAAAGAUUUUGAAAUAACCGAAGCGUGUACAUAAAUUGCUGAACUGCACACGGUUCACAGUUUGUCGUGAAUGACGAAUUGGAGUAUUUUCUGUUCCUAUAAAAGCUGCUAAUAAGAUAACAGUUUUAUGCCAUUAACCUGCCGUCGCUGCUCAAAAUGGCAUCAGUAGCAAAGAUAGCAGCCAUUUUCAUCCUUUUUGGUGUUACAUUUCUGUUCGGGAUACUGCCCUUGGUAGUUCUUAAACUAUUUGAGAAGAAACUCGCCUCGAAAUGUAAUCUGAAGAAGUGGAUCGGACUUCUCAACUGCUUUUCUGGCGGCGUUUUUUUUGGAACGUCCUUCUUGCAUUUGUUGCCAGAAACAGUUGAACUGAUUGAGGAGUCUUUUUCUUUCGAUUACCCGAUUGCUGAAGCGUUGGCGGGUGUUGGAUUCUUUCUGAUAUUGUUUAUUGAAAACAUGAUCGGAGCGUGUGGAUACGGACAUUCCCAUAACGGACAUUCCCAUCACGGACACUCCCAUCACAUGCAUGAUUCUGGACACGAGAACCCAGCUCAAACGUGUAUUGAGGACAAAGGACAUGAGGAGACCAGUUCAUUCACUUCAAAAUCCUGCGUGAAUGUAGUGUUAGAACAAAACGGCAUUAAUGGGAUAGCUCCAUCUCAUAAAGAUCCAGAUAAGACUGAAGGCGAUGGACAGUCGAGAACCGUCGAUUCCAAAUUGGCGGAGAAAAUCAAACUGGAACAAAAUGGCGAGUGUUCGGCAAACCUUGGAUACGGAGCCAUUUCGCACAAUGAUGCUAAAAGAGAGGAACUCAACAUUACUCAUAACGAGGCGGAGCAGCCCCAAGUGGUCAUCGAGAGCCACAACCCAGAAUCCCUUGCGUUUAGGUCAGUGGUUUUGUUGUUCGCCCUGUCUUUUCAUAUGAUUUUUGAAGGUCUAUCGGUUGGAUUACAGAAGACAGACCCCGAUACGUGGAGAAUCAUGGGGGUUCUUGCUCUACACAAAUGUAUAGUGGCGUUCAGUGUCGGUUUGCAGUUGGCUGAGGGAUUCAAGAGGCUUCGAAACAUAAUCUCCUCCCUUGUACUACUGUCGAUUGUCGCCCCUAUUGGUGUCAUGAUUGGUUAUAUCGUCACGGAAACAGGCGAAGAUAGCCGAAGUGAAAACAUUGCCGCCGGAGUUCUGCAAGGACUUUCUAUUGGCUCUUUCAUCUACGUGACGUUUUUUGAAAUACUGAACAAAGAGCUCGAGAAAGGUCGGAACGUUUGGAAAGUGUUGUCGACAAUGCUCGGGUUCGGUGUUGUUGUAGGACUGUUGUUUAUCAGGGACGGUCACCACGGAGAAACGUGAAUGUAAACUGAUGUGAACAAGUCUGACAGUCGUCAGAGUAACUUUGUGCAAUAUGGACUUGUUUUAUAUGCAGAGCACGUUCUAUCCAGACUCUUGUGUUAUUCAAACGAAUAGGUUGUACAUACUGUAUAUACAAAUGUAUGUAAAAUAUGAAACGUUGUAUUAAUGUGAUAUUAUUGUCCAGUUUUAUUGUUUGAUCGUAUUUCAAGACUUACAAAUUGUAUAUGUUUGCUGUUGCUAUCAAACUUAAAAAAAAAAACAAACUAAAACAUCGGCGUUACAUGUAUAAAACUAUGUUUGUUUGCCUUAGCAACCACCUUUCAAAGUCAUGAGCUUCUGACCUGCUACUUUUUCACAAUGAUAAAAAGAUCAGAAACCGUAAAUCCUAGAUUGGAAGAUGCCAAUUUAAGUGGAUCUUUAGUUGACACACUUUGAUUUCAUAUAUGAUUAUUUAGCUUUUUCCGGUCAUCCCAAAUAAUGCUAGCAAUGAGCAUCCACUUCCCUACAAAUGAGGCGAACACGGAAACCAACUUUUUAACGUUAUAAUUGAUAUCUCGAUACAUUAAUCAUUUGUUUACAUCACAUAGUUUGCAUAUGGAAAGUUAAAUAGUUUGGCUCUCUGCCUCUCUUGUUUUUUUAACAAUCAUUUGAGUUCCAAACUCUAUAAACGUAAUUGUUUAACUAAAUUUUUAAAUUCAAAUUAAAAAAAAUAUAUAUAAACAGAAGAGUAAAUAACAAUAAUCAGGUGACCAUAGAAAUAUGAACUAUUCACAUUGGAUAACCAUCGUUAUACCUGCAGUUUCUGACGCAAUGUUUACUAUUAUACAUUGCCUGUUUUUAUUCCCAACUGAUAAAAAUAAAUACCAAAAUGUAUGUGAUUUUCUUUAGAUUAUGGUCAAAUAUUCAAAUCUCAAUCUCUCUCUCUCUCUCUCUCUCUCUCUCUCUCUCUCUCUCUCUCUCUCUCUGAUAUCCUCAAGUGAUCUAUCAUUACAAGAAGACACAUUGCUUACCUGUUAUACAUCUUGCACGGUUAAAUUAUCUGUAGGAAAUUACAAUAAUCACUAACAAAACAAUACAUGCAUGAGAGUGCCCAUAUAAGCCUUGGGUUCACAAACUGCGUUUUAUUCAAAUAAUUUGGCUUUUAUUUUUAGUUCUUUGUUUUUGUUUUAAAGUGCAUAAUAUAUAUAGAUGUAUGCCUUUAAAUUGUAAAAAAAUAAAAAUAAAAGACGAAAUAUUAAA
Magallana angulata is the source of this 2898-nucleotide messenger RNA. RefSeq names its product zinc transporter ZIP1-like. The record is from RefSeq and is a predicted model, not a curated record. Gene Ontology annotation, cellular component: plasma membrane. Lineage: Eukaryota; Metazoa; Mollusca; Bivalvia; Ostreida; Ostreidae. The coding region runs from base 472 to 1659 and encodes 395 amino acids. The transcript is spliced from 3 exons. Gene Ontology annotation, molecular function: zinc ion transmembrane transporter activity. Gene Ontology annotation, biological process: zinc ion transmembrane transport.